Molecule: messenger RNA, 1857 nt
Organism: Mycena citricolor
Lineage: Eukaryota; Fungi; Basidiomycota; Agaricomycetes; Agaricales; Mycenaceae
Source: the annotation of a GenBank genome assembly
CCCUCAUGAAAGCGGCGAGGCAUUUUGAAGUGACAUCCUCCUCGCCCUAACUGCAGCCCUCUGAGGAAUGAAACAGAGGGGGUGGUGAAUAGGCGUUACUUUUUUCAUGCGCACCUCAUGGACUGUAAAAAUAUUUGGCUCCGCGGCGGACAUAAACGCGACGUGACGGCCCCCGUGAUGUGACUUGACAGUGCUUGGCCGUGUCCGCGUCCGCGUCUCAGAACAAGCGGUCAACCUCCCCUAAUCAUCAAACCAAUGGCGCCCUCAUUGGAAGUCGCACCCAUACCUCAAUCUGGUCUUCCUCAGUCGUCUCCCAAUCUCAUGCCCUUUCAUGUCGAGCACAACGGCGCAGCAGCCAUAUCUACCUACAUGCCAAUUGAAGCUGCUCCAGACAACGUAGCUAAACCAGCGGCAACUACGCCUGACGCUGAAACACCAGAAAUCGCGGGUUCUCGGCCAGAGGACACACCCAUGCCUCUAGAAACAAUACCUACGCCGGACACAGCGACUCGUUUCAUGACGUCUUUCCGAGGACGAACUAUGCACGGCCUGAAGGUACCGCUUCCACAGGGAUAUACCGGUCUUUUGCUCAAUGGCGACGGCGUUCUGAGCUCCGGGAUCAAACCCAGCAAGUCAGGCGUCAAGAUCAAGCCUAAGACGACGGGACGAAGCUCGCGGAGUGUCACUCGUGCCGACGAUGUCGAGAUGGACAGUGAUCAACCCUCAACAACAACACGGACUCUGCUGCCCGUGUCUGAAUUCUCAUCUUUUGUUCUGUGGCAACCAGACAUCCCUGUGGACGUUGGGAGAGAUGAAUAUGCACGAUCGCUAACGGAGUGGGUGACGCUAGCCAAUGAACCACCACUCAUGUUUUCCACCAUCGUUUUCGCCACCGUCCUCGCCGGCGCUCAGCUUGCACACGCAAUUGUGGGACCCAAUGAGCCAGCUCCAGGCGAUACGUUCAACCAAGGCACCAACUGUUCUUUCGCUUGGAGUGCCGAUGAUUCAGGGACCACUGCUUGGAAGGGAAUGGCUGUGGAACUGAUGACUGGAAGCAACGAACAGAUGGUUCACCUGACCACUGUCGCUCAAGGCCUUGACGGCUCAGUCGCUGGCAGUUUCUCCUAUGCCUGUCCUGACGUGACCCCGAACUCCCCCAUCUACUUUUACCAGUUCACGUCUGGCGGAACCCCCAACGUGACCUGGACUGGGCGGUUCACGAUUGCUGGCACAGACGGAUCGAGCACCGCGGCCCUCCAGACCGAGCAGUCCGCCGGCACGACUGUGCACUGGGGCACUGGUGCUCUCACUGACCCGUCGAUCGCCAUCGCUGCUCCUUCUUUCGGAUCGGCGUCCGCUGCAGCUUCCAAUUCCGCUGCAGUCCCCGCCGCAUCUGCUUCUGUGGCGGCUUCGUCCGUCGCCCCCUCUGUCGCGCCCUCGACCUCCCCUGCUGCGAGCAAAGCUGCUGCUGCUUCUCCCAGUCUCACUCGUUCCGUACUUGCAGCGUCGGCCCCCGCAUCCACAUCUUCGGCUGCGCCGCAAUCCUCCGGUUCCAGCGCUGCUCUUGCCAUGGGUCCCAUGGCUGCUUCCACACUCGCGUGGCCGCUCGCUGCAGGACUGGCUACUUUUGCUGCGGCAUUCACGAUCAUCCUCUAAUGACUUGGGGGAGCGCAGUAGUAGCUUUUCGGACACCUUCAUGGGCAUAUAGGAAUUCCUGGCAUUAAAUUAUUUCACUGUGAUCGUAUUGUGUGGCAAUGCGGUCACGUACAUACAGUGCACAAAAAAAAUGACGUCCCAGUUACCGCGGUGGACAUUGAUGACUCGGGUAGCGAAUCAGCUCGUCUAAUAGGAUUGCGA